Molecule: messenger RNA, 2509 nt
Organism: Toxoplasma gondii ME49
Lineage: Eukaryota; Apicomplexa; Conoidasida; Eucoccidiorida; Sarcocystidae
Product: AMP-binding enzyme domain-containing protein
Exons: 15
Coding region: 128-2509 (793 amino acids)
Cellular component (GO): membrane; endoplasmic reticulum
Molecular function (GO): long-chain fatty acid-CoA ligase activity
Source: RefSeq, a predicted model, not a curated record
CUACGCGGAACAAGCUGCACAAGCAGCCUGCCGACCACCAGUGCUUUCUACCGCCGUGGAGUGUCGCUUCUUCUUCCUGGAACGGGUUUUUCUCUCGCGGGAGGUGGUUGUUUUCAUCGGAGAAAAAAUGUCAGGGGUACAGGAGGACCAGAAAAGACAGCCAGGCGUGGUGGGUCGCCUCUCGCCGAGACGCGCGUGGAGUGGCAUCUACGCUGUUCCAGUAGAGGGAGUUCCGAAGAAAGAAGGCGAGAGCGCAGUUUACCGCUGUGUAGAAUCUGAGCAAAGCGGUGUUCCGGUCAAGACGCUGCCUGCCGUCCUGGAAGACUUCCCCGAAAUUCGGUCUCCGUUUGACACGCUGUACUGCGCUGCCCAGGCGUUUUCGAACGACCCUUUUCUAGGCGUUCGCGAAAAGUUGCCCUUGCAAGUGUUCCCCGCGACCUCUCAAGAAGAAACAGACACCGGAACUGGCUCCUCGGCGACGACAGCGAAGACACCAGAGGCGCGGCCUGCAUGCGCGGACGGGGAAGUUCCCGCGACCGGACAAAAGGGAGUUUCCUCCUCAAAAACUAGUCCCGGUGGAGAGCGAUUAGCCACAGGAGGAACCUCGCCUGCCACGUCUCCUAGCAAAGACUGCACCAGCGGCCUGCAGAGUACUCCCAGUGCACCGAGCUUCGGCGAGAGCUGCCGGAAGUCGUGUCUCGGUUUCGGAGAAUACAAGUGGCUGUCCUACCAAGAGACCCUGAAGCAAGUCCAGUCGCUCGCGUGGGCGCUCAGCAACGAGGUCGACAUUCCUGUUUGUUUGUUCGGGGACGAUGCUGAAGUUCAAGAGAAUUAUCGAUUCGCGGGCAUUUGGGCCAGAAGCAGCGCAGCCUGGCGCAUCACCGACUACGCUUGCAACGCAGCCAAGAUCGUCAGCGUACCUCUCUACGACACACUCGGCCAUGAGGCACUGCUCUACAUCAUCGGACUGACAAAGCUCCAGGUUCUGUUUGUCGAGGGAGCAAAGCUGCAUCCAGCGUUGAACCUCGUCACCGAAGAGAAAGUUCCUUUAAAGGCAGUCAUCUGCUUCGAUUCGGUCACGCCUGAGGAAGUGGAGGAGUUCGCUGCUCAUUCUGUCAAGCUGUACGCGUUCGACGACCUCAUCCACAAGGGCAUGGGGGAGAAGCACGAGAGGCCAGAACUCAGCCUGGACGACGUCUGCACAGUUAUCUUCACUUCGGGCACGACCGGAGUUCCCAAAGGUGUGGUUCACACAAACGGAGGCUUCGUCGCAACCAUCGCAGGCUACGUAGGGUGCAACAAUCGAAUGAACUUGCGUCGAGGAGACGUCACUCUGAGCUACCUCCCGCAGUCACACGUAUACCAGCGAGGAGUGGAAAUCAUCUUGACGCAUCUCGGGGUGGGAAUUGGCUACUACUCCGGAGACAUAACGCGUGUUGUCGAAGACAUUCAACGGCUGCGUCCCACUGUCUUCUUCGGCGUCCCCAGAGUGUACACGCGGAUGCUCGACAAGAUCUUGUCGGGCGUGAGUGAGAAGAGCAACGCCGUCCAGUGGCUUUUCAAGAAAGCACUUGCUUGGAAGGAAAACAACUACAGGAAGGAUGGAUCGAGAUUCACCUCCCUCAUCCCCGAUCUGCUCUUCGGGAAGAUCCGCGCGACCUUUGGAGGCCGCCUGAAAACGCUGUGCAUGGGCAGCGCUCCUAUGAAGGCAGAAGCCAUUGUGAUGCUUCAGAUGCUUCUAGGGGCUCCUGUUUGCGAGGGCUGGGGCAUGACGGAGACAGGCAUUUGCUUCUUGCAAGACCUGGAAGACAACGAGAAAGGGACGAUAGGCGGCUCGUUUCCUUCACUUGAGUUCAAAAUUGUCUCUCUUCCGGAGCUCGCGUACGACGCAACGGGGGCGACUCCCAAAGGCGAGUUGCUCGUUCGAGGCCCGUCAGUCACGAAACGGUAUUUCCAGGACCUGAAAACGACUCAGGCUGUAUUCGACAAAGACGGGUGGAUGCGGACCGGCGACGUCGUAGAACUCCUGCCAUCAGGAGCGCCUCGGAUCAUCGACCGAGCAAAAAACAUCUUCAAACUGGCACAGGGAGAAUACGUUGCCCCAGAGCGACUGGAGAACAUUUUCUCUUCAUCACCGUUUGUCGAGCAGAUUUAUCUUCACGGUGACUCCUUCCAAAACUCGGUCGUUGCGAUUGUCGUACCCUGCAAGGAUGUCACGCUGAAAUGGGCGAAAGAACACAACAUGGGACAAGUCUCGUACACGGAUUUACUGAAGAGCACAGAUCUGCGACAGAGCGUCCUACACUCCAUGAAAGAAGCGGGCCGCGGACGCGUGCACGGUUUUGAGGAGCCGAAGAAUGUGUUUCUUACCCCUCACGCCUUCACUGCAGAAAACGGCCUGGCAACACCAACCAUGAAGGUUGUGCGCAAGCAAGUGGAGAAAGAAUACCGGAAACAGAUCGAUGAAAUGUACGCAGAACUCAAAGAACGGCACCAUCCUGCCAAUUGA